Molecule: messenger RNA, 1527 nt
Organism: Tilletiaria anomala UBC 951
Lineage: Eukaryota; Fungi; Basidiomycota; Exobasidiomycetes; Georgefischeriales; Tilletiariaceae
Product: P60-like protein
Exons: 2
Coding region: 1-1527 (508 amino acids)
Biological process (GO): rRNA processing; ribosomal large subunit assembly
Cellular component (GO): nucleolus
Molecular function (GO): 5S rRNA binding
Source: RefSeq, a predicted model, not a curated record
AUGGGCACCGCUGCUGGGUUCUCUGCCUCCAAGGGCAAGGCAAAAGCCACCGGCUCUAUUGGUGCACCGUCGUCCAAGGCUCCGUCUCGCAAGUCAAAGGCGAGCUGGCGCAAAGCAAUCGACCUCACCGAUGUGGACGAGCACCUCGAGUCGCAGCGAUUACAGGAGCGCCUCAUUGGCCCCUCUUCCACCAGCAACUCUGCUGCCGGUUCGCUCUUCACUCUCGACCGUACCGGCGAUGAGCAGGUUGCAAAACAGAUCCAAAAGAGAGAAAAGGCCGGCAAGCGUCCGCUGAAGAGCUUGCAGAUCCUUCAGGAGCGCUCCGCUGUACCUCCCGUUCAGGCACGUGCCCGUGCUGGUCUCCCUGCUUCUCGAUCGUCCACCAGUAGCAGCGCUGCAGAGGAACGCCUUCGAAGAGCAGGUUUGACGUCUAAAGCUGCCAAAGACCGGCUGCGCCGUCUGGCACACAAGAAAGUGCGCGACAGAGACGUCUGGAGUGGCCAAACUGGUGCGAAGAAGGCUGGCAAGCGCAAGGCGAGCGACGAGGGACCGGACGACAAUGAAUGGAUACAGGUGCAACAUAACAAGCAACAGGCAGCUGUCAAGAUUCCCAAGACGCUCUCCGCCCACACACUCCCCUCUACCGGCUCUGCAGCUGAUCGGGUCUCCAAGAACCCCACCUCUCACGCGAUAGUCUCCCUAUCCCGCACGCUCCCUGCCGUUCCCUUGCCGCAUCCGGGGACGUCCUACAACCCAGACGUAGAAACACAUGAAGAGCUUCUCCAUCGGGCGUUUGAGGUGGAGAAGGCGAAAGAAUUGGACGAGGAGGCUCGACGGCGAUUCAAGAAGCGCUGGGAGGAGCUGAGGCAAAUCGAACGGGACGAUAUUAUCGCUGAUGAGAAGGAAAUUAACAAGAGCUGGAAUGGCAUGAAGUUGGAUGUCUCCGACGACGACGACGACGAUAGUGGAGAGUCGAAAGCCAGCGCAGACGAGGGCGCCGUGGAGGCGUCUACGACGGCUGUCGCAGCCGGAACAGAAGCGGUAGAAGCAAAGAAAGACCCAAAGCGCAAGACGCAAGCGAAGCGUUCGCGUGCCUUGCGUGCAAAGGAGGAGGCGCGCCUUGCCCUUGAACGCAAGCGGACCAAACACCUUGCGCAUCUCCUCACACAAGCGCCCUCAUUGCGCAAGCAGCUGGACGCCAUGCAGCGCGCACGCCUCACAGCCUCGCUCUCGCGGCGCAAAGCGAAGGAAGAGCACAUCGCGCAGCACGGCCUGCAGGGCCGACGCAUCGGCAAGUCUGUCGUCCCCGCCAAUCUCGAAGUCAACAAGAGCAACGUGCAGCUCGGCGAGGAUCUGACGGAAAACCUGCGUGGGCUUAAGACCGAAGGCAACCUCUUCCGUGACCGCUUCCAGCGCAUGCAGGCGCGCGCACUUGUCGAGCCUCGCGCGCCCGUCAUCGCAAAGAAGAAGCUUGGCAAGAGGGGCGAGAAGGAGUACGAGAGGCAUUCGUACAAGCAAUUCGUUUGA